AUGGUGUCCUUCAAGGCACGCCGGAGCGAACCGCGGCUGGUGUCGCCGGCGCGGCCGACGCCGCGCGAGGCCAACGCGCUGUCCGACAUCGAUGACCAGCACCUGCUCCGGUACUACGAGACGGUCGUCGGCUUCUUCCGAACCUGCCCCGGCCGGACGGGCAGCAGGCCAGCCGACCUUAAAGGGACGAUCAGGGCGGCGCUCGCGGAGGCGCUGGUGUACUACUACCCCGUCGCCGGGCGGCUCCGGGAAGAGGCCGGGGGAAAGCUCGUGGUGGACUGCACCGCGGAAGGGGUGGUGUUCGUGGAGGCCGAGGCCGACGUGCGGCUGGAGGAGUUCGGGGAGCCGCUGCUGCCGCCGUAUCCGUGCCUGGAGGAGCUGCUGUGCGACCCUGGUGACAUCAAAGCCGUCAUUGGAAGACCACUGCUCUUCGUGCAGGUUACAGAACUCAAAUGUGGAGGAUUUGUUGCCGGAUUUCACAUGUGUCACAAUAUUGCCGACGGCUUCGGUAUGAUCCAAUUCAUGAUGACGGUAGCUGAAUUAACAGUUGGUGAAGCAUUGCCGAGCCUUCUUCCCGUUUGGAAAAGAGAGCUUCUAAGCACGGCACACAGCCCGUCCCCCACCACAUACCCAAACCCGGCAUAUCAACCGUUGCUAAAUAGCUUAGACUUCACAUCUGAUGACUUGAUGCUGUCAACUCCACCACAUCGCAUGAUAGCUGAAUAUUUGGUCUUUGGGCAUAGGGAGGUGGCAACUCUACGGAGUCACCUACCGGGAUACCUCGCCGAUUCAACAACAUCCUUUGAACUGCUAACUGCUGUCAUGUGGCGAUGCCGCACAAUAGCUCUGGGAUACGAGUCUAGUCAGAGAGUGCGCCUUAUGAUAACCAUGAACGCGCGUGGCAGGUGGAAUCGCCAUACCCUCAUCCCAUGGGGUUAUUACGGAAAUGCACAUUUCUCCCCAAUAGCAGAAUUAACCGUCGACAAGCUCAGCAGGCAGCCACUUGCCGACACGGUUGAGCUCGUGCGCAAAACCAAGCUCAGUGUGACCAUGGAGUGCAUGAGAUCAAUGGUGGAUACCACUGCUUACAUUCGCCAGUGGCCCUCUCUUACAAUGGACAAGACUUACGAGGUUUCAGACACAAGAUGGAUCGCUGCAGGGAACGGAUUGCAGCUUGGUUGGGCUGAAUAUGUGGGUGGUGGCAUACCAUUGGCCGGUGACCUUACUUCGAAGCUGGGAAGCCAUCACAUGAGGUGCAAGAACGAAGAUGGCGAGGACUCCACGGUGGUGUCCCUUCUACUGCCAAGGCCGGCGAUGGAGAGGUUCAAGAAAGAGAUGGAUGUUUGGCUCAAGAAACCUGAGAAGAAUUUAGUUAUACCCAGUUCCCUCUAG
Messenger RNA from Panicum hallii, 1392 nucleotides. Its product is annotated as acyl transferase 1-like. The transcript is spliced from 2 exons. Lineage: Eukaryota; Viridiplantae; Streptophyta; Magnoliopsida; Poales; Poaceae. The coding region runs from base 1 to 1392 and encodes 463 amino acids. The record is from RefSeq and is a predicted model, not a curated record.